AAGUUCACAUGGGCAGGGCCCAAAGGCAUCAUUUUCCUCCUCUUUCACUGGUUCAUCAUUCUUAGGAAGAUUCAGGCUGUGGGGCUGCCUGUGUUCUAGCUUUUGUGGUAUCAAUCAGUAAAAAGAGAGUGGUUCUGAGCAUAGUGUGCUUGAGCUGUGUCUGAUUUCCCAUCAUCUGCACCUUUCCCCAUACAGCCAGGUACUUUGUUCAGUUCUAGACCCUAAACUUCUGACCUGCAGCCACAAGGAUUUCAGGAGCACUGUGGAACAUUCAGUCUCUAAACCCCAUGCUGAUUCAGGUAGCUAGCCUCCUGCUAGCCUUGGUUCCAAGAUUCUGUCCCCACUUUUUGCCCUAGUUUUUGUAAGUGGGCCCUGGUUAUUGUCCCAAUUAUUAUUAUUAUUAAUAUUAUUAUUAUUAUUAUUAAUUUUGUGAGAUGGAGUUUUGCUCUUACCACCCAGACUGGAGUGCAAUGGCGCGAUCUCAGCUCACUGCAACCUCUGCCUCCCUGGUUCAAGCGAUUUUCCUGCCUCAGCCUCCCGAGUAGCUGGGAUUACAGGCAUGUGUCACCACACCUGGCUAAUUUUUGUAUUUUUAGUAGAGAUGGGGUUUUGCCAUGUUGGCCAUGCUGGUCUUGAACUCCUGACCUCAGGUGAUCCACCUGCCUCAGCCUCCCAAAGUGUUGGGAUCACAGGCGUGAGCCACCAUGCCUGGCCCUGUCUUCCAAAAUUUGAGACUGUGAUUGGCAGUCUGACCUGUACCUCAUCACUCUAGGGCUGGAGCCCCUCCCUAGCUGGGUGGGUUCCUGCUACUGAACCCCAAUCUGGGGACUGGCACUUUGCUUCCUGUUGCAAGAUUUCCUUAGUGCCAAUUUCUAAGCAUCCCAUAUUGACAUCUUAACAUUUCCUGUUUCCUUCCACCCCAGGCCUUUGAAGAUGCUGUUUCCCCUGCCUGCACCUCUGUUCUUGUUUUUCCACUUAAAGGUCCAGCACCUCUUCUUCAUGACGCCUACCUGAUGCCCGCCUUCAUGAGGAUUUUCUCUUAGCAGCUUGCAUAUGUUCUCAUGGCCUCCUGAGCUCCCACUUAAUGGCACUUAACACAAUUUUUAUUUUAUAGUCACGUGAUCAUUCAUUGAUGUGUUUCCCAUGCUAGACUCUAGUGAGGUCCAAGGACAGGGAUGAUGUCUAUUUUGCUCACAAUUUUAUUGAGCCCUGUGAUUAGCAUGUGGUCAGUGCUUUAUACAUAUUACUAGAUGAAGUGAAUAGCUUCUGUAUGACCCCUACCUGUCCUUCCCACAGAAGUCAACUGGGGGUUACAGAAGUUAACUGGGGCUGUGUGCAGGCAUGCCGCAGAUGUGAUGCUGUGUCACUAAUCUUCUCUGUAAGUCCACACCCAGGUACCACCUUAUAAGGCAUAAAUCAUAAAACAAAUGUACAGAACGGGACAACUGAAAUUCUCACUCAACAUUCUGCCUUGUUUAUUGAAAGUCUCUGGGUAUGCAUGUUUAUUACUUAAUUUUCCUGGCAUAAGGAAUUUGAUAGCUAUUAUAUAUCAUUGUUCUCCAAGUUUACUAUGCUUCCUUGAACUCAGAGGCAGUCAACCGUUCACCCUUUCAUAUUAAUCGUUUUCUUCUUUUAAUCACACAAGAAUUCUAUUCCUGGCUGGGCGCGGUGGCUCACACCUAUAAUCCCAGCACUUUGGGAGGCCGAGGUGGACAGAUCACUUGAGGCCAAGAGUUCAAGACCAGCCUGACCAACAUGGUGAAACCCUGUCUUUAUGAAAAAUACAAGAAUUAGCUGGGCGUGGUGGCAGGCGCCUGUAAUCCCAGCUACUCGUGAUAACAAUCCAUAUUCCUCAUUUGGAGCAACUCUGGUGAGGGAUGAUGAGAAGAAUUUAUGGAGUAUGCCCCAUGAUGUGUCCCACACAGAGGCAGAUGACGACAGAACCCUGUACAAUUUGAUAGUCAUUCGUAAUCAGCAGGCCAAAGACUCAGAGGAGUGGCAGAAACUCAACUAUGAUAUCCAUACCCUGCGGCAGGUUCGAAGGGAAGUAAGAAACAGAUGGAAGCGCAUCUUAGAAGAUUUAGGUUUUCAAAAGGAAGCUGACUCUUUGUUGUCAGUGACUAAACUCAGCACCAUCAGUGAUUCUAAAAACACAAGGAAAGCUCGAGAGAUGUUGUUAAAACUGGCUGAAGAAACCAGUAUUUUCCCAACAAGUUGGGAGCUCUCAGAGAGAUAUCUCUUUGUUGUGGACCGUCUCAUUGCACUUGAUGCUGCAGAAGAGUUCUUUAAGCUUGCUCGUCGAACUUACCCCAGGAAGCCUGGGGUUCCAUGCCUGGCAGAUGACCAGAAAGAACUGCACUAUCUUCCAUUUCCAAGUCCCUAAAGGAGAGGCUCAGGGGCAGAAUGGGAAUUCUUCCAUGAGGACUCAGCAGUCAACCAAAGUUGGACAAUUACAUGUAGAAGAGAGUGAGCAAAUAGAGUUUGCUUAGUGACAAAUGAUACUGAAUUCUACAUAAAUGUAAAGUCUUUAAUCUGAGGACCCUGCCCCGUGAAUUGUGCAGGCUGCACUGAAACGCCUUGGUGAUCUCACAUUUAGGAAGAAAGUUAAAGAGUUGGUCAGAUGGAUAGUUCAUAAUGGGUGCUUCCAUUGUGAGAGCCCGUUGCCCCAGCUUUGGUUUUGGUUGUGUCAUAAUCUCUGAUUAUUAAUCCUACUGACUGAGUGGACUAUUUCAGUUAAUAAAACAAUAUGAUUAAUAGAGAGAGCUGUCAUUGAGUCCCAAAAUGGAUUGCCAGUUUUAAAAUAAUUAUUAUAAAAUGUAUGCUAACCCCAAAAUAAUACUAGGCAUGAUGUGACCUCUCUGAUUUGGUCACCUUGUAGAACCUUGGAGGGUGUCAGGGCAUCUCUUUGAUUAUCAGUUAUGAUUAUUCAGAAGUAUAGAUGUAUCAGAUGAUAGAAAUGACAAGGAAUGGCUGGGCGCAGUGGCUCAUGCCUGUAAUCCCAGCACUUUGGGAGGCCAAGGUGCGUGGAUCAUGAGGUCAGGAGUUCGAGACCAGCCUGACCAACAUGGUGAAACCCGGUCUUUACUAAAAAUACAAAAAUUAGCCAGGUGUGAUGGCAUGCGCUUGUAAUCCCAGCUACCCAGGAGGCUGAGGUAGGAGAAUCGCUUGAACCCGGGCAGUGGAGGUUACAGUGAGCUGAGAUUGCACCAUUGCACUCCAGCCUAGGCGACAGAGCAAGACUCCGUCUCAAAAAAAAAAAAAAAAAAAAAAAAAAAAGAAAUGACAAGGAGUGCUGCUCAGAAGGGAGACCCAAAUGGAACUUCCUACAGCUGCAUUUAAAGAGUUAUGUGCUCAUGUGUGGCACAUGCAUUUUAAAUUCCCAACAUUAUUGAUAUCUGGUUCUCUCAUCUUUAUAUAUUGUCCAUUUCUAUUCCAAAAGCCUUUGGCUUUUUUUUUUUUUUUUUUUUUUUGAUGGAGUCUCGCUCUGUUGCCCAGGCUAGAGUACAGUGGUGCAAUCUCGGCUCACUGCAACCUCUGCCUUCCGGGUUCAAGUGAUUCCCCUGCCUCAGCCUCUGGAGUAGCUGGGAAUACUGGCGCGUGCCACCACACCCAGCUAAUUUUUUGUAUUUUUAGUAGAGACGGGGUUUCACCAUGUUAGCCAGGAUGGUCUCGAUCUCCUGACCUCGUCAUCUGCCUGCCCCAGCCUCCCAAAGUGCUGGGAUUACAGGCGUGAGUCACCACGCCCGGCCAAGCCCUUGGCAUUUUGUCUGGAAUAGCAUUUGUAAACUGGAAUGUUUGACCUCUGUUUUCUUCUCUCGUCUUUCAUCUGUUUCUGAUUCGUUGGCUGGCAGCUGCACCUGUGGGGUGACCUCUCAUGCAGACUUGCACAUAUGCAGGGAGUAUUGCAUUGAAGAUCUUUGCUGGACCUUCUUCUGUUCAGAAGAUAAUUUUCAAAAGGGAGCAAUGCUGCGAAUGCAGCUUGC
This is a messenger RNA of Symphalangus syndactylus (siamang), 3983 nucleotides long. It is a transcript of the gene MREG, whose product is annotated as melanoregulin. Gene Ontology annotation, biological process: melanosome transport; melanocyte differentiation. Lineage: Eukaryota; Metazoa; Chordata; Mammalia; Primates; Hylobatidae. Gene Ontology annotation, cellular component: melanosome. The record is from RefSeq and is a predicted model, not a curated record.